AACCCAGUCACCGAUGAGUUAAGUUUAUGUAGACCCAAAGUGAAAGUAACAAGUCUCAUCGACUGUGGCUCUUUACUCAGCGUGUUCACUCGUGGUUCCUUCGAGUGGAGAAGGCUGUAGGUGGGUGUAUAUAAACUUAACAUAAAGAAGUGUCAUAAAGAAAAGGGAGUUUCCGAGUAAUUUGGGUGGACGUUGCAUUGAAAAAGGGUCGAAUUUACUACUAUUAGUAUUCUGCAUGCCUGGAAGUGUCAGCGGUCAUAUCUACAGGGUUAAGCAAACAACUGCCGUUUACUGAAAGUACUCUACAGAUGGUUUCCCGAUGAGGUAGCCGAAGUCAUCGAUUCGAAAGGAUUACAAGGAAUUUAAAUUAUUCCUUUCAAAAGAAGAGAAAAGAAACAACAUCUGGAUUUGUUUUAUGUCACUGCACAAGUUCUGGAGAAGAAAAACAGAGGAACAUUAUGACAGAGCUCCAGCCCUUCAGAUGAGAAACCAAGAAGUCAGAAGAAUUUUCUGGAAUUUCGACCCAUAUUACAGAGCAAGCAGAGUAUAAGCAGAACCAUGAUCCAGUCUGAAUGCUUGCUCCUCAGGGGGCUGCUGGGUUUUAUUUGUCUAUUAAUAAUGUGCAUGAGUGCAGCACCAGAUCUCUGUGUACCUCUGAAAACAGUACGGGAGAGCCUAAAUUUAAGCCAAAGGAGACGUUUUAUGAAAAUGAACUUUCCUAUUAACUAUACUAUUCAAGUGUAUUAUGAGGAGGUGUUCAGACUACGCAACAUCAGCAGAUUGAAUAUGAGUAAUGAAGAGGAGCCAGUGUUGAAGAGAGAUUUACAGGAGUUGUGGCUUUCGGUUAGUCAGCGGGGUAUAAAGAGGGUGUUAAGGGUGCUUCCAGAGAGACAUCCAACACGCCAGAAAUACCUCUCCAAUCUGGAGAAUCUCUUCAGAAAUUUUGAGGCGGUUUAUGCUCAACAGAAUCCCACAGAUGAAGAGAGAGAACCUCCAGAGAGAAUACGAAACAUCUCGGAACGACUGGAUGACACAACUUACGAGGGAUGGAAGUCUGUUACACCCAAGUCAUUAUUGGACAACUGUUAUCGGACCAUGCUUUGCCUGUUCAAAGAAUGCUUCUCAAAAGAGGACGACAGUUAUGAUUAUUGUGAAGUCAACUGGAGGAAAGGGAAUAAAACUACAUAGCAGCAGAUCUAAGUAGAUCUGAUCCUGUCUUCGUGUUGCUGGUGAAGGUGUAAAAGGGUGUUACCUGGUUUAUGUAGAGACACGCAGUAUGCUUCUGUGCCACUUGUACUAGUGAUGUCACUGACUGCCUCCACCGGUCUUACCUAUAUGGAAAAAUGCAACAGCCACUCUAUUGACCUCCAUCCACCACCCGCCAACUUUCAUAUUUAUAUUUUGUAUUUUUCUAAUAAAUGAUCAUGUAUGUGUAUGUGUGUGCUCUGUAGAAGGGAGCAGCUUUGACUCUUCCCUGUAGCAUUUACUAUUGCUAAUUCCAAAAAAGUCUUUGCCACUGUGACUUAUAGUUUAGGAAAAUACAUCUUUUGUCCUUGAUGUAUUCCAAAAAAGUGUAUUAUCAUUGCCACGUUGUAAAAGAUUUAGGUAAGCUGCAUAAAUAACAUGGAGCUUCUUUUGAACAUGUAUCAUUUCCCUGCAAAUGUUGUGCUGACUGCUGGCCUGGUCGGCAUUGUUGCUUUUACCCAGAGGCUCUUUACUUUGUGCUUUACUGCUGGUUAAAUGUUGAAAGAUUACACCAAAGUAUUCCUAUAGAAAGCUUCAAGGUGAUAAAGAGGGUUUUUAAUAUCAGAUUUGCAUAUGUUUUAUACACAGAUUUGAAUCUAGGUUAUUUAUUUGGAGAAUGUUAGAAUGUUCUGGUAACUGUUGUAACAUGGCUUGGAAAAAUAAACCUUUUGACUAUCA
Molecule: messenger RNA, 1923 nt
Organism: Cyprinus carpio (common carp)
Lineage: Eukaryota; Metazoa; Chordata; Actinopteri; Cypriniformes; Cyprinidae
Product: interleukin-34-like
Exons: 8
Coding region: 559-1188 (209 amino acids)
Biological process (GO): positive regulation of cell population proliferation; positive regulation of protein phosphorylation; positive regulation of macrophage differentiation
Molecular function (GO): macrophage colony-stimulating factor receptor binding; cytokine activity
Source: RefSeq, a predicted model, not a curated record